UUGUUCUUAUCGGUUGAAACGUCAUUUAUUAUUCACUAAAUUACUGGCAUAAUAAGCAAUAAUGGCACUUAUUCCACCCGUGACACGCCUCACAUCAUCUAUAAUACGGAUAUUGGGCUGCAAUCCCAGCCCCAUGACCCUGCAGGGCACCAACACUUAUCUGUUGGGCACCGGUAAAAAGCGUAUACUGAUAGACACGGGCGAUGAGAAUGUGCCGCAAUAUAUAGAACAUUUGAAGGGAGUGCUGAAACAGGAGCAAGCAGCGAUUAGCACUAUAAUAUUGACGCAUUGGCAUCACGAUCAUGUAGGCGGAGUGAAGGAUAUAGUGAGCCAGAAAUUAUCGGAGGAAGUACCAUCCCAUGUAGAUUGUAAAGUUUACAAAUUUCCACGCACUGAUGCCAGCGAUGUAUGUCCUGAGAUACCUGAUAGUAUAAAGGUGCAAAAGUUAGCAGAUAAUCAGGAAUUUGCUGUCGACGGCGCCAAAGUACGAGUCCUGCAUACGCCAGGGCAUACGACGGAUCAUGCGGUGCUUACCACAGACGAUGGCACGCUAUUCAGCGGCGAUUGUAUACUGGGUGAGGGCACGGCUGUCUUUGAAGAUCUGUACUACUAUAUGCAAAGUCUGCACAAGAUAUUGGAUAUUAAGCCGCAACGCAUAUAUCCCGGUCAUGGCAAUGUGAUUGAUGAGCCUGUGGGCAAAAUCCAAUAUUAUAUAAAUCAUCGCAAUCAGCGCGAACAGCAAGUAUUUAAUUUCUUUGUGGAGCGAAAAAACGCGAAUUGGCAGGCUCUGGAUGUGGUGCGUGAGGUCUACAAAGAGACUCCGGAGGAACUGUGGCCCGCGGCCGCCUACAAUGUGGGACAUCAUUUAAGCAAGCUUGAAAAGGAAGGAAAACUGCUUUCUGGCGAGGGUAGCGAUUCGGAUGUUAAAUACUAUCGAUAUCAGCAGACCAGUGCUCUGUGAUUGUUAAAUUCUUUGUCUGUUUUGAUAUGUGCGAGAUAACAUUAACAUGUUUUGUGCAAUAAAUAUACAUCGAACACCGAAA
Scaptodrosophila lebanonensis is the source of this 1043-nucleotide messenger RNA. RefSeq names its product beta-lactamase-like protein 2 homolog. Bases 62 to 961 code for a protein of 299 amino acids. The record is from RefSeq and is a predicted model, not a curated record. Lineage: Eukaryota; Metazoa; Arthropoda; Insecta; Diptera; Drosophilidae. Gene Ontology annotation, cellular component: mitochondrial matrix. The transcript is spliced from 4 exons. Gene Ontology annotation, molecular function: single-stranded RNA binding; RNA endonuclease activity.